Ornithodoros turicata is the source of this 4127-nucleotide messenger RNA. RefSeq names its product protein CLEC16A-like (gene ema). The transcript is spliced from 26 exons. Gene Ontology annotation, cellular component: endolysosome membrane; late endosome. The record is from RefSeq and is a predicted model, not a curated record. NCBI's taxonomy places the organism in Eukaryota, Metazoa, Arthropoda, Arachnida, Ixodida, Argasidae. Bases 149 to 3727 code for a protein of 1192 amino acids. Gene Ontology annotation, biological process: regulation of autophagosome maturation; endosome to lysosome transport; endosomal transport.
UCGAGGAAGGCAAACAUGGCCGCCUUGCGGUGCCAGCGGUGAUGGUUGUCGUUCGUAGCUCAUAUGUUACAAUUAGUUAUUAUUUCUGUCCUAUAGCAAGCAGACUACGAUCGAACCUAGUAUAAAUUAUAUUGACUGCGAUGAUACAAUGUUUCGCAACAAAGGAUGGUUCGGCGGUGGGCUGUGGAAGCCUAAAAAUCCUCACUCUUUGGAGCAUCUCAAAUACCUAUACCAUUUGCUGUCCAAAAAUCAGACAGUUACGGAGCAGAACAAAGGCGUCUUGGUGGAAACAUUACGUUCCAUAGCGGAAAUACUGAUAUGGGGAGACCAAAACGACAGCACCGUGUUCGACUUCUUCUUGGAGAAGAACAUGCUGUCGUUCUUUCUGAAGAUAAUGAAGCAGAAGUGUGGAAGAUACGUCUGCAUUCAACUCUUGCAGACGCUCAACAUACUGUUUGAAAAUAUCCGCAACGAGACUUCGCUCUAUUACCUCCUGUCUAACAAUCAUGUCAACUCCAUUCUGGUGCACAAGUUUGACUUUUCGGACGAGGAGGUCAUGGCAUAUUACAUCUCCUUCCUGAAAACAUUAUCUCUCAAGUUGAACAAUCACACGAUACAUUUUUUCUACAACGAGCACACCAACGACUUCCCACUGUACACGGAGGCAAUCAAGUUCUUCAAUCACAGUGAAAGCAUGGUGCGGAUCGCUGUGAGAACGCUGACAUUGAACGUAUUUAAAGGAAUGUGCUUUCUCUUUUAUGUGGAUUGCCCAGUCGAUGACAAGGCGAUGCUCAAGUUUAUCCGCGAUCGAACCGCGGCGCCUUACUUCUCAAACCUGGUGUGGUUCAUUGGCAACCAUGUCUUGGAACUGGACUCCUGCGUCACCCAGGCCCAGCACGGAUCUCCUAGAAGUUCCCUGAGUGACUUGGUGGCGGAGCACCUCGAUCACCUUCAUUAUUUGAACGACAUCUUGUGCCUGCGUAUCGACGCUCUCAAUGCCGUGCUGACGGAUCACCUUCUGCACCGCCUGCUUCUCCCUCUUUAUGUUUAUUCCCUCGUUCAGGGACAACACCCUAGGCUUCCUGAUGAAAGACCUCACGUCAUCAGUGUAGUUUCCCUCUUCCUGCUAUCUCAGGUGUUCUUGAUCAUCUCACACAAGCCUCUGGUGCGUCAGUUGGCAUACAUCAUCUUCAACCGUAACAUGAAGAUAUUCUCUGGUCGAGGCAAGGACGAUUCCUCGUCAAACAAGCGAAGGAAAAGGCGCAGCGAUCUCGGAAGCGAACCAGAAUUUCUACCACCCGAAGAACCCCUCGAGAAAUCGCUCCAAACGUCGGGCCGUCGGCGCGCGUCUUCGGGCUCCGAGUGCUCUAGGGGUCAGCCCUCGUGGCUCGCCAACCCGGAAGAGCAGGGGUGCAGGGGUGACCCCCAGGUCCACGGGGACGGACACAUAGAGGACGGGAUACCUAUCUACGCCGUUGGGGUGGACCUCGGGGAAGACGGGGACCGGCCGCCCACUGAGUGCGAAGUGAAUCCGGCUUACUUGCCAGACGGGCCAAACAUAACGGAUGAGCAGAAGGUGGAAGCGGCCCAACGGAUGAACCAUGUGACGCUGGAGCAGCUCCAGCAGGACUUUUUACUCACAAAUAGGCCGUUCCUGAACUCUAUCUUCAACGCCCUGGACUGCACUGAGGAUGACCACACAGCCCUUUUUGCGCUGUGCCUUCUUUACGCCAUGGGCCAUAACGCAGGAAUCAAUCAGGAGCUGCUGGACAGCGUUCUGAUGCCUUCCGAUAAAUCUGAGACGAAACAUUGGUACAACAUAAACCUCGUGGAGAGGUUGAUUCAUAUUGUCCGUCUCAGCUGUAAAUAUGGAAGCAAGGUACGCCUGGCAACUUUGGAAAUGGCAAUUAUGCUAUUGAAGCAGCUCGUCCUAAAAGGGACGACGAGUUUCCUUCAAGACGGCCACCUUGCGGCGCUCGAACAGGCGUGCGAGGAGAGCACCGUCUUGCUAAGGAACUUUUACAAGAGUGAAGAAAUGUUUUUGGAUGUGUUUGAGGAUGAGUACCACGAGAUGCAGAAAAAGCCGUUGAACGUGGAAUACCUGAUGAUGGAUGCCAAUCUCCUGCUGCCCCCCAUGGGAACCCCCAUGUCUGGAAUUGAGUUCCACAAGAGACUUCCAUGCGGCGAAGUAGAACGUGCACGCAGGGCAAUCCGUGUUUUCUUCCGGCUACGAGAGCUGUCUCUGGCGCUGAGGGCAGAGCGAGAGACUCACCUUCCUCUCACCAACUUGAGCAGUUGCAUUAAGGUUAAUGACGUCCUCGAUCUGAAUAACAGCGACCUGAUUGGCUGCACAGUAGUGACGAAGGACGGUGCCAAAAUCCGACGUUUCAUGGUCAUCGACGUCGUCCAGCUGGUGCUUGUGGAGCCAGACACCAAGCGUGUGGGAUGGGGUGUCGCAAAAUUUGUCGGAUUCCUUCAGGACAUCGAGGUGAGCGGCGACAAAGAUGACAGCCGCUGCCUGCACAUCGUUGUGCACCGCCGACCCGCCGGCGGAGCAUAUCCGAUGGGGGGAGUCGGCGGACCUUCCGGGAACGGGGCACGCGGGGAACCUCUCCUGGCAGCACGUUUUCUUUUCGACGACCACAUACGUUGCAUGGCGGCAAAGCAGCGGCUCAACAAGGGCCGCCUCCGCGCUCGGCAACGAAAGAUGCACCAGGUGGCCAGACUGCUGGACUUGCAAGUGCAACCACCUUCUCCCCCAAGACACGCACCCAGGCCGGUUACCACGGCAACAAUGGCCUCAUCGGGAACGAUGCAUCGCAGCCAAUCCCAGGACACGGGGCUGCGAGGCAGGAGCUCUACGGGACCCAGUUCCCUCUCGGGGCCACACAUGCAGUAUCGGCCCCUGUUCACCUCCUCGGCCAAGGUCCCGGGUUUUGCUGCGGCGCACCGUAGUGGCCACCGGGGAAGUUCGGGGGACAUCGAGGGCCACCACAGGAGGCGUUCAGGCUCGAGCCCAGUUUCCCGUCGUUCUGGAUCGAGGUCUCGCGAAUCGUCCCCUCGCCUCGGACAGCACGGGGACUUUUCGGAGGAAAUUCCGCUGGAGGACCUGUCACGAAGGAGUUCCCACUCUGGAGUGGUGAGCCAGCAGAUGACCGUUCCUUCUCCCGCUCAACCUCAGAUAUGUCUUUCCGUCCCUGCUGUGAGUUCGCAAGACGCGGGCAUGGUGCUGAGGUCGUCAGUGCAGUCCUCACCCCACAUAAUAUUACCGUGUCCUCCUUUCGUAAUGCCGUGUCCCGUGGGAGAUCUGCCACCACGCGUGUUGAUAGACGACUCUGGGACGUUACAGGAACCCCCGUUUGAAGUGCCACUUCUCUUGCCUCCUUCGAACGAUUCUGGACUCUUGUCUAGCACUCCGAGUGACACAAUGGAGAGUCCAGCAGAAGAGUGCCGGAAACCAUGCUGCGUCAACGAGACUUCGUUCUCGGAGGAGUCCAGCACGAGUCUGGCAACAGAGGAGUUGCACAGCAGAGACCUCAGGCUGGAAGAAGGCAGGGAAGACGAUGGGGAGGAGGACGACGCCUCGCAACUGAAAAACAGCAGCGACGGCGGAGUCAGGGUCAAAGAAAUGUGGUGUAUUCACUCAAAUGUACUGCCCUCGCGUGGCCACGUCUCCGCCAGCACGACACAUUUCAAACGGCCCGUGUUACAGCCACGCUGGAAAUGAGGACGUUUCUAAUAGUUUUCACUAUAGCAUGUAAAAUAAAGUAUGUUUUCAAAUAAUUCUUAAAGGCAUGGUACUUCUUAGCCAGAUCAAAUCAUUGUAUCGAAAAUGCAGCUUUAAAGUAACGAGUCUCUAUGCCUAUUUAUGACAAGAUAAUCACAAUGUGUGUGAUUAACGUGUUGACGCAAAUACUUUGUCAUAUUUGCGGCGUUUUCUUUUUCGGUCUUACAUUGCACCUCCUAAGGAGAGAAUUAUGUACAUUAUUAAGAAUGCACAGACUAAACUGUAAACACGCACUGAAGUUUGUACAUAAACUCUGUAAAUAAGCAUGUGAAUACACUUGUUGCAUUGAGUAAAGUUGCUUGCAGGACAGAUAAAUGAAAUAAACUACAGUAUUUGAUUA